Messenger RNA from Ricinus communis (castor bean), 2797 nucleotides. RefSeq names its product ascus wall endo-1,3(4)-beta-glucanase. The record is from RefSeq and is a predicted model, not a curated record. Gene Ontology annotation, molecular function: endo-1,3(4)-beta-glucanase activity. NCBI's taxonomy places the organism in Eukaryota, Viridiplantae, Streptophyta, Magnoliopsida, Malpighiales, Euphorbiaceae.
UCUUUUGUUCACACAUUCUUGUCCUUUCCUUAUUCGCUCAUAACUUUACCUUUCCAAAUCCCACCAUCCAAACAUGCUCUUAUAAUCAUCCUCACAUUUCUAUAAAUUCUUACUUCCAGCCACGGCCUUAUUAUUUCUUCUUCCCCUCCCUCUCAUCCCCAUUCCUUCAACAAAUUCCACAGAGCCAAGUCCAUAUCCAACACACUUAUUUUCUCUGCCUCAAAUUUGGGUUACAAAACUCAAAACUAAACGAUAAAGUAACAAACGAACCAAUUUCCUCCAUUUUCUCCAUCUUCCCUUUCCAAACUUCCAACUAAUUUUUUAAGUUUUCCCUCUCUUUGUCUAACCUUUUCCAAAUUUCAAAUAUGUUGAAAAAACUAAGUAGAAAGAUUGAAAGAGAAAUCACCCGGCCUUUCAAGAAACGUCAUCGUCAAUAUCUUCCUCCCCCACCUCCACCGCCCCCACCUCCGCCUCCGCCGCCUCCACCCCCGCCACCUCCGCCACCUCCGCCACCCCCACCUAGCCCUCCUCCUCAAGCUCCAACCACGCCUGAAGAACCUGAAGAAAAGCCACAGCCGACAUUUCCUUUUCUCUUCCCUAAAGCUCAAUCCACUAUCCUUCCUGACCCAUCCCUUUUCUUUUCACCUUCCCUCUUGUCCUCUCCUUUACCUACACAUUCUUUCUUUCAGAAUUUCACCCUUAGAAAUGGUGACCAACCUGAAUACAUUCAUCCAUAUCUCAUCAAAUCCUCUGAUUCUUCUCUUUCAAUCUCUUACCCAUCUCAGCUUUCCACUUCUUCUUCCAAACAACAAAUUUUUAGCCCUGAUCUAACCAUCACUGCGUCAAACAAAACCAACCCAGAUACAUUAAAAAGCCACAUUAUUUCUUCUUUUAGUGAUCUUACUGUUACUUUGGAUAUACCAUCUUCAAACUUUCGGUUCUUUCUUGCUCGAGGAAGUCCUUUCUUGACAUGUUUAGUGACUGGCAAUACUUCAGUUCUUGUGUCAACAAUUCAUUCCAUUCUUUCACUCUCUUCAAAUAACUCACACACCAAGUAUACCGUUAAGCUUAAUAACGGCCAAACAUGGCUUAUAUAUUCUUCUUCUCAAAUAAGUUUGAGCCACAGCCUUUCAAUGAUUACUUCUGAUGGAUUUUCUGGUGUGAUACGGAUUGCAAUUUUACCGGAUACUAACUCGAAAUGUGAAGCAAUUCUUGAUCGAUUCAGUUCUUGCUAUGCAACAUCAGGGGAUGCAGCUUUCACUAAACCAUUUUGUAUAGAAUACAAAUGGGAAAAGAAAGGUUCUGGUGACUUGCUUAUUCUUGCACAUCCUUUGCAUAUUAAACUUUUAUCUGGUGAAAAUGUCAUUGUCUUAAAUGAUCUUAAGUAUAAGAGCAUUGAUGGUGAUCUUGUUGGUGUUGUUGGAGAUUCAUGGGUAUUAAAUUCAGACCCCAUUGCCAUAACUUGGCAUUCAAUCAAGGGCAUCAAAGAGGAUUCAUGUGCUGAAAUUGUGGCUGCCCUUCAAAAGGAUGUUCAAGGCUUAAAUUCGUCAUCAGAUGUUACACCAACCUCAUGCUAUCUUUAUGGUAAAAUGAUUGCGAGAGCAGCAAGGUUGGCUUUGAUAGCUGAGGAGGUUGGUUUUGUUGAUGUGAUUCCAGCCAUAAGUAAGUUCUUGAAGGAGAAAAUUGAGCCAUGGUUAGAGGGUACUUUUAGUGGGAAUGGUUUUUUGCAUGAUGUUAAAUGGGGUGGAAUUAUCACCAAAAGAGGGUUGAAUGAUUCUGGUGAAGAUUUUGGAUUUGGAAUUUAUAAUGGUCAUUAUCAUCAAAUUGGUUUCUUUCUAUAUGCUAUUGCAGUUCUAGUAAAACUUGAUCUAUCGUGGGGAAGGAAAUAUAAGCUACAAGCUUAUUCACUUAUGGCCCAUUUGAUGAACUUGGGCAGGCAAUCAAAUUCAAAUUAUCCACGAUUAAGGUGCUUUGAUUUGUAUAAACUGCACUCUUGGGCUGGAGGGCUAACUGAAUUCGCUGACGGGCGAUGUCAAGACAGCACAAGUGAGGCUGUGAAUGCUUACUACUCAGCUGCUUUGAUGGGAUUAGCAUAUGGAGACACUCAACUUGUUGCCACUGGAUCAAUGCUAGCUGCAAUGGAGAUAUAUGCAGCACAAACUUGGUGUCAUGUAAGAGAGAACGAUAAUUUGUAUGAAGAAGAAUUCACUAAAGAAAAUAGGAUAGUGGGUAUCACAUGGGCCAACAAGAGGGACAGUGGGUUGUGGUUUGCACCUUCAAACUGGAGAGAAUGUAGGCUUGGAAUUCAGCUAUUGCCAUUAUCGCCUAUAACUGAGGUUCUCUUCUCUGAUGUGAACUUCGCAAAGGAGCUUGUGAAAUGGACAUUGCCUGCUUUAGGAAGGGAAGGCGUUGGUGAAGAGUGGAAAGGGUUUGUGCACGCAAUAGAAGGGAUUUAUGACAAAGAAAGUGCUCUGGAGAAGAUAAGAAACUUGAAUGUCCACCAUGAUUGUAAUUCACUUACUAAUCUGUUAUGGUGGAUUCACGGCAGAGGCUACGAAGAAGAAGAGUUGUGUAAAGGAGGAGGGAAGCUUUGUUGGUUUAGUCACUAUUGUCAUUGAAUUUGUUUCCUUAUUAUACUUAAAAAGUCAGGAUUGACAAAAAAGAUGAAGUCAAUUUAUGAGUGUAAUUUGGGCAUAUAUAUUAUUAUUUUCUUUUGUGAUUGUUGUAUAAUUUGAUUGUAAACAUAUAUGAAAAGAAAGUGGAAUGUAUAUAAACAGAUCUUAAUAGUCUUCUGAUA